This is a messenger RNA of Eurytemora carolleeae, 1390 nucleotides long. RefSeq lists its product as uncharacterized. The coding region runs from base 4 to 1278 and encodes 424 amino acids. The transcript has 4 exons. Lineage: Eukaryota; Metazoa; Arthropoda; Copepoda; Calanoida; Temoridae. The record is from RefSeq and is a predicted model, not a curated record.
GAGAUGUGGAACGAAGAUUCCCAGUAUGAUGAGCCGGGAGACUUCGAUGAAAACAGCGUAGAUAUGACAGUUGGGCAUGUUAAUGCAGUGCAAAAAGUACAAAUAUCUAAUAAUAUCCAGAUAAAUGUGAAAGUCACUCCAAUAAUCGAAAGAACAGUUGGGUUUAGUUAUAAUUCUACGGUGGCGGAGGAUACAGAGAAGCUGUUGGUGACAAGGAGCGAUGAUGACACAGUAGCUGAUAACAUAACGGAGAGGAUUAAGGAGAUCGUUACCAGUGUAGUAUCCAAGGAGGUUGAAGACGAGACUGGAGGGAGUGGAAGCAGUACAGCGUAUAUCGUGGUGAUUGUAAUCGCCGGGUUAUUGAUUAUUAUCAUAAUUUGCAUCUGGUUACGUUACAGGAAUACUCUGCGCUGUGGUGAGAGAUACCGGAAGGACGCUGAAAAGAGUGAUUGGUUUCAGCGAAAAUUUCGGAAGGAUGGAGAGGAUAAGGUAGAGCGGAAGAUUGAAAUAAAGGUUGUUGGGAGAGAGGGUUUGACAGAGGCAGGUGGGGAGUCAGGUUAUUUUACUCCAGUUGCGAGUAGGCCUACAGAGGGGGAUCAGGACAUCUCAAACUUAGGACGGGGACUGAGUGCAGCUAAUGAACUGAAGGAUUGUACGGGGUUGAUGAACUGGAAUUAUUCCAGUGCCGAGUUCGAGGAUAGUUUGUAUGAAGAUGUACAAGGGCCAGAUGAAGGUGAUGGAACGGGUGACGGAAGGCGUAAAGAGACCACGGAGGAGCAUGACGAUCAGAGAGGACAUGAUAUAAACGGAGUUUUAGUGGGAGGUGAUAGACUGAAUCAUGCAGAUCAUGGGAAAAGAGAGGAUGGUGGCGGGGAAGUACAAAAAACGAAUGUCAAGGCUGGGAUUGAGAAGUCGACAUAUAGAUAUGAGAAUGUCAUUGAGCUACCCAUAGUACCUAUGCCAUUGGGGAGGCUCAAUAAGGAAGGACAGGACCGGUACAGAUUUAAAGAGAUGCGGAAAAAUGGUAUAAACGAUGAUGCAAGCUCAGAGUUACAGAAGAGGUUUGUUGAGGGAGUAGAAGAAGCUAUUGCUAAUGUGGACGCAGCUUAUGGGGACGGUGAGGAGAGGUUGGUUCAAGCUCUGGAAGAUCUUGAGGGCAAGGUAUUGGCAGAGAAAGUUGAGGAGGAGGAGUUAAUGCUGCGAGUACAUCAAUUUUAUGAUGCAACACCCAGACGGAGUGCUCGGUUGGCCAAAAAAAGGUUGGAGCCGAAGGAGUAGGGGAGUGGAUUGGAGAGAUAAUUAUAAGAGGAAAGAAAAUUAAUACACCAUGUGAUACGUUUAGUAGACCGAGGUUAAUGAGUAUAAAUGUUUUGUGUGUUGUUAAGCUUGU